AUGUGUUUUGUGUUUUUAUGUGAUGAAGAAGAGAAGGAGUUAGGCAGGCAACAAGCUUCGGGGUCAUGUCCAUACUGUGGAGGUAAAGUACAAGCCGUGGAUUUUGAGAGCCGGUGGAGGUUCUGUUUCUUGCCCAUCUGCUACAAGGCUAACAGAAAGUAUUUUUGUACCUUGUGUUCCAGACGGUUGGAAUUAUAUCAUUAA
Molecule: messenger RNA, 204 nt
Organism: Dovyalis caffra
Lineage: Eukaryota; Viridiplantae; Streptophyta; Magnoliopsida; Malpighiales; Salicaceae
Source: the annotation of a GenBank genome assembly